Messenger RNA from Peronospora belbahrii, 414 nucleotides. Lineage: Eukaryota; Oomycota; Peronosporomycetes; Peronosporales; Peronosporaceae. The record is from the annotation of a GenBank genome assembly.
AUGGCUGAUAAGAUUCCUGUGACCGUGCGUACGCGCAAAUUUCUUCGUAACAGCUUAUUAGCUCGUCGUCAAAUGGUUGUAGAAGUAAUUCAUCCAGGUCGUCCUAAUGUACCAAAAGCUGAGCUUCAAGAGAAACUUGCUAAGAUGUACAAGGUGAAGGAUCCAAACACGGUGUUUCUGUACGGUUUCCGUACGCAGUUUGGUGGUGGCAAGAGUUCAGGCUUUGGUCUAGUGUAUGAUACGGUGAAUGAUGCCAAGCGCUUUGAGCCUAAGUACCGUUUGAUCCGUCAGGGUCUUGUGGAGAAGGUUGAGACGUCGCGCAAGCAGAUUAAGGAGGCUAAGAACCGUGCCAAGAAAGUCCGUGGUGUUGGCCGUCGUAUCGCUCGCCACAAGGCUGCCAAGGCCAACAAGUAG